This is a messenger RNA of Falco peregrinus (peregrine falcon), 1648 nucleotides long. Its product is annotated as leukocyte elastase inhibitor A-like. NCBI's taxonomy places the organism in Eukaryota, Metazoa, Chordata, Aves, Falconiformes, Falconidae. The coding region runs from base 11 to 1201 and encodes 396 amino acids. The transcript has 7 exons. The record is from RefSeq and is a predicted model, not a curated record. Gene Ontology annotation, molecular function: serine-type endopeptidase inhibitor activity. Gene Ontology annotation, biological process: negative regulation of endopeptidase activity.
CAGUGCCACAAUGUGCUCUCUCAGCACAGCCAAUGCCAAGUUCUGUCUUGACUUUUUCAGAGAGCUGAGCAAAAGAAAAAGAAAUGAAAACAUCUUCUUCUCCCCGCUAAGUCUCUCAGCUGCCUUUGGGAUGGUUGUCCUUGGAGCUAGGGGCAACACACUCAAACAGAUUGAGGAGGUAUUUCAUUUCAGUGAAGUUUUGAGCAGUACAAGCCAGGGAAACAGAUACCCUUCUGAGAAGUCUGAAGAAGCAGGAGUGCAUUCCCAGUUCCAGGCUCUGUUGGCUGCAGUCAGUGAGCCCAGACCAGGAUGCUCUCUCACCAUUGCCAACAGGCUCUUUGGAGAAACUACUUAUCCAUUCUUCCAGAAAUACUUAGAUUCAACUAAGAAAUUUUAUCGAGCAGAACUGGAACCAGUCAAUUUUAAACACACUGAAGAAGAAGCCAGAGAGAAGAUUAACUUCUGGGUGGAAAAUGAGACAAAAGGUAAAAUCAAGGACCUAUUUGCUGCUGGAUUUAUUGAUCCCUCUACUGUACUUGUCCUGGUCAACGCUAUAUAUUUUAAAGGAAAGUGGGCAGUAGAAUUUAAGAAAGAGGACACUAAGGAAAUGUAUUUCCAGCUGAACAAGAAUGAGAAAAGGACAGUGCAGAUGAUGUUUCAAGAAGGUUAUUUUAACAUGGCCAUCAUAGAGGAACUGAAAGUGAAAGUGAUAGAGCUCCUAUACUUUGAUGAUGAACUAAGCAUGUUCAUUCUUCUUCCUGAAGUGGUCUGUGAGGACUUCACUGGCCUAGAACAGCUUGAAUGCAGCCUCACAUAUGAAAAACUGGCAGGAUGGACCAGCUCGGCUAGAAUGCAACAGCUGAGAGUGAAGGUGUACCUGCCUCAGUUCAAGAUCGAGGAAAGUUACGUUCUAAACAAAACUCUCCAGGAGAUGGGAAUGAAGAAUGUUUUUGACUGGGGAAAAGCUGAUUUGUCAGGAAUCUCUAGGAAGGAUGGUUUGGUUGUGUCCAAGGCCAUCCAGAAGUCAUUCAUGGAAGUCAGUGAAGAGGGCACUGAAGCAGCUGGUGCCAUGGGUCAUGUUGUAAUACCUCUGUGUCACCCAGUUUGUUAUGAGUUCAAAGCUGACCAUCCGUUCCUCUUCUUCAUCAGACACAACCCAACUGACACCAUUCUCUUCUUUGGAAGAUACUGCUCCCCAUAAGUGGAGGUUAUUUUGGAAAUUAGAUCUUUCUCCAGCUAACAUCCCUGUUGACAGGUACUGAGAACAAGAGACAAGCACAUUUUCGCCAGGCUUUAUUCUAAUGUGUUAAUCUGCUGUACAAAAGACCAUCCGAUAAGAGCCAAAUUGGAGAUAAAAACCUAAAAAGUGUUAACUAUUGCCUUUCUAACAUCAGCUUCAGGCAUGUUUUACUUUUAGGGGGCCUCACUAAAAUGACAUCUACCUUAAAAUACACUAUAUGAUUAUUUACCAAAGAGCUGUAGGCCUGGAGAGGCAUGUACAUAGAAAAUCUUAUUUUGAGUCUUUCCUAAUGUAAUAUGUCUCCAAUAAACCCAUGAUUCUAGUGCCCUAUGAGUGACACAUUCUCCCACAUGAAGGAGACAGGAGGACAGGGAUCUGCAUUAAAAGGAUGAACUCAGGUAUUCAGUC